AUUAUUAUUUAAUAGAGAUUGAAGAACACAGUCACAGUGUUACAGAUUACUUUUUUUCGUAGUAAAUCAAUCAAAUAAAUAAAAAUGAAGUUCCAAUAUAAGGAAGAACAUCCUUUCGAGAAGCGGAAGGCUGAAGGAGAUAAAAUUCGUCGUAAAUAUCCGGAUCGUGUGCCAGUCAUAGUUGAGAAAGCCCCAAAGGCCCGAAUUGGCGAUUUAGAUAAAAAGAAAUAUCUGGUACCAUCUGACCUUACAGUUGGUCAGUUCUAUUUCUUGAUCCGCAAGCGCAUUCAUCUAAGGCCAGAAGAUGCUUUGUUCUUUUUCGUGAAUAAUGUUAUUCCGCCGACUUCUGCUACAAUGGGAUCUCUUUAUCAGGAGCAUCACGAGGAAGAUUAUUUCUUAUAUAUUGCUUAUUCGGAUGAAAACGUCUACGGAUCCAAUUAAGACAAAUGGCUGAAACCAGUUAUUGAUUGCUGUGUAUAUGUAUUUUAUUUCUUCCUUAUGUUUCAGUAUAUUUUACUUUGCACUAUUGGGGUCAUUUACAUUUAUUCUAAUAUCAAGUUUGCACUUUAUCCCUAUAAAAUAAUGAUGAUAUUAAUAAAUAUAUACUAAAAACAACGCGCUUGGAGUG
Messenger RNA from Sabethes cyaneus, 628 nucleotides. RefSeq names its product gamma-aminobutyric acid receptor-associated protein (gene Atg8a). Bases 85 to 441 code for a protein of 118 amino acids. The transcript has 3 exons. Gene Ontology annotation, biological process: autophagosome assembly; autophagy of mitochondrion; macroautophagy. The record is from RefSeq and is a predicted model, not a curated record. Gene Ontology annotation, molecular function: ubiquitin protein ligase binding; GABA receptor binding. Lineage: Eukaryota; Metazoa; Arthropoda; Insecta; Diptera; Culicidae. Gene Ontology annotation, cellular component: cytosol; autophagosome; autophagosome membrane.